Schizophyllum commune H4-8 is the source of this 1310-nucleotide messenger RNA. RefSeq lists its product as uncharacterized. The record is from RefSeq and is a predicted model, not a curated record. The coding region runs from base 1 to 1182 and encodes 393 amino acids. The transcript has 3 exons. NCBI's taxonomy places the organism in Eukaryota, Fungi, Basidiomycota, Agaricomycetes, Agaricales, Schizophyllaceae.
AUGAGCGAUCAAGUACUGGAUCACAUAUGCCCUCUAUCUGGCUUUGAUGACGAAGUCUACAGUAUAGAACUCAUCAGUGAAUUAGCCAAACCCCAAGAACCUCAGGCACGUCUCGUUGAACGGCAGACGUACUACAGCUCAUCAAUUUGCGACAGCUGGGCCGUAUGGAAUGGCUUUGGGGCCUUCCUAGGGGAGGAAUUCCGCGAGGACAUCGCCCGCAUGUACGCCAAACGAGAAUUCAUCCUUGCACCUACGUUCAGGCUCUACUGCGACAUCGUGGACUUCAUCAAGCACGCAGGAAUUCUCGGUCGCAGCGAAGAGGACCUGUCGCCUCGCCGCCCCCUGACCGCAUUGUGUCCACCUUCUGGCCGCUACCGCUAUGUGUUCAUUCCAUUCACGGACGCGGCGCGCAAGCUGCAGACCGAACUCAAGAUGCAGCCUCAGACGGAGGAUGAUCUGAACGGGGGCGUACACCCAGUCACCGGCGAAGCUGUCCUUCCCGGGAGCGACGAAUUCACCGUCAUCGAGUGCCAUGCGCACCCGUUCUCGGUCAGCACCUACGCAACGAAUGCAUUCAACUUUGGCUUCGUCGAUGGAACACCACAUACCGCACAGUGGGCGAUUUGCGUCGGCUUCGUACAACGUCAAUGGCGGUACCCAGAGUUCACUGUCCCCCAAUGGUUCCUCGAUGCGCCGAAGAAGGAAGAGGGCGACUACUCGAUCAAAGGCUCGGAGAAGUCCGGCUACAGCGUGGGCUCCCUCAUGAACUCCCUGCAACGCGCGCCCGGGAAUGUGGAAGAGAUACUCAAGGUCAACGAGUUAGAUUAUAACGAACCGCGCCAGAAGGUCCUCGAGUGGUUCGAGCGGAACAAGCAGCCCUCGAAGCUCCGGCGCUCGAAACGAAUAGCAGAACGCAUGGAGCGCGCGUCCUCGUAUGGUUCCGCCGUGAAGCCGUCCUCGCUUGACUCGCUUGGUCCGCCACCCUCGCCCCCGCCCCGCCGCCGCCGCAAGGCGUCCCCGCCAGCGCGCGCGUACGAUGUCAACACGGAGCGUGCGACUCCCGAAUGGGUGCAGCAGAACGGCCGCUUCCCGACGCGGGAGUUCUCGAGCAACGACUGGGCAUUCUUCUACUACUCGACGUCACUCGUGGGCCAACCACCGGAUCGUCAAAGUGGCUCCUGAGCUCGGCCUGAGCAUCGAACGGUUCUCAUAGCUCACCGCUUCGAUGCGUAGACGCUUUGGUCAGUUCUCGCUCGGCCUAAUGCUGUCUUUCGACAAGCAACUCACCCCCAUGGCCGCGCAAUUCGGAC